This is a messenger RNA of Pyrus x bretschneideri (Chinese white pear), 1656 nucleotides long. Its product is annotated as U-box domain-containing protein 1-like. The transcript is spliced from 2 exons. Bases 1 to 957 code for a protein of 318 amino acids. The record is from RefSeq and is a predicted model, not a curated record. Gene Ontology annotation, cellular component: cytoplasm; nucleus. NCBI's taxonomy places the organism in Eukaryota, Viridiplantae, Streptophyta, Magnoliopsida, Rosales, Rosaceae. Gene Ontology annotation, molecular function: protein binding.
AUGGAAGUGAAGCUCCAUACGGUUCCGUCCCUUGUCUCCAAGCUCAGCUCUGUCUCCUCCCAAACCCGAGCCGACGCCCUCAAAGAGCUUCGCCUCAUCACCAAGCUCGAACCGGACAGCCGCCCCUUCGUUGCCGAAUCUGGCGCCAUCCCUUACUUGUCCGAAACCCUCUUCGACUCCUCCCCUUACCUCCAAGACGACGCCGCCGCCACCCUCCUAAACCUCUCCAUCUCCUGCCGCGACUCCCUCAUCUCCACACAAGGCCUCCUCGAUGCUCUCUCCCACUCUCUCCGCCAACACGCCUCCCCUUCCUCCUCCCCCUCCGCCGUCCAGUCUUCCGCCGCCACCCUUCACAGCCUCCUCGUCGUUGACGACUACCGCCCCAUCAUUGGCUCCAAGCGCGACAUCGUCUACUCCCUCAUCGACAUCGUCAAGUGCCCUAACUCGCCGCCGCGGUCUGUGAAGGACGCGCUGAAGGCGCUGUUCGGGAUCGCUCUCUACGCGCCCAACCGCAUCGCCUUGGUGGAGCUCGGGGCGGUUCCCACGCUUUUUACAUUGGUAGUGAAGGACGGGCGGGUGGGGAUCGUGGAGGACGCCACGGCGGUGAUCGCGCAGGUGGCGGGGUGCGAGGAGAGCGAGGAGGCGUUUCAGAGGGUUUCCGGGAUAAGGGUUUUGGCGGAUUUGCUGGAUCUCUCGACCGGGUCGAGCUUGAGGAGCAAGGAGAACGCGGUGGGGGCGCUGCUCAAUUUGGCCACGUGCGGCGGAGAUUGGGGACUGAGGGAGGUGAGGGAGGAGGGGAUGGGUGUGGUGGAUGGGGUUGCUGAAGUGGCGGAGAAUGGCGGCACAAAAGCGAAGAGCAAGGCAGUUGCGCUGCUGAAGGUGAUUGAUGGCGGGAGCGGAUGCAUUACUAGCGUUUUUAGAGAUCCACGUAUGGUAUGUCUGACAGCUCAAAAGUGAGGGGUGGGCGUGUUUGGGUUAAUAUAAACAUUGGCCUUAAGUAUUUGAGGAAGCCCAAAGGCGCCAAAACAAGUCGAACUUGCCCCGAAGCCCAGCCAUGAAGCCUGAUGCAAACUAAAGUCUUCUCAGCGAAGGUAUAAGUCAUUUGCCUAUAAUUGAGUGACAAGUGACAAAGACCAACUCACUAUCAGCAAAAAAAACACUUUCUAAUGGCAUUACAAGUAAUUAGAAGAUGACUCACUGCCCUUGAGAACUUUCAGCCAAGAACAAUGCCCAUACAGUCGGGUCAAACUACCUAUAAAGGGAGAAAGAGACAACACAGAUAAGGACAAUCAACCAAUCAAACAAACAACAUACAAACUCUGCUCUCAAGCCAGAUUGCACCCAGAAAGCUGAAACUCACCCAGAUUCAGACCUUUUAGCAAUAGUUCCCUUGGCAAAGUCAUAUUUUGUCUAGUGUAAAAACUCUGCUACCUUCCUCAGUGUUGUAGUAUCGAUUCCCUCGUGUAAAACCUUUUACCAUCCAUCCCUUCUAGCAUAUAAUCUUUGUAAACUCACAGAGAAGUGGCUGCAAGAGGUUCGACCUUGUCCAACAAGGUGAAAUCUGGCCUGAGUCUCUUUGCUUGUACUUUUAGUUAGUAGAUCUAUCGCUUCAUGUACUUUUCAGCAUAUAUUCAAGUUAUUUCCAACUAUUUUCUA